Ruditapes philippinarum (Manila clam) is the source of this 3374-nucleotide messenger RNA. Its product is annotated as nardilysin-like. Gene Ontology annotation, molecular function: metal ion binding; metalloendopeptidase activity. NCBI's taxonomy places the organism in Eukaryota, Metazoa, Mollusca, Bivalvia, Venerida, Veneridae. The record is from RefSeq and is a predicted model, not a curated record. The coding region runs from base 169 to 3321 and encodes 1050 amino acids. Gene Ontology annotation, biological process: proteolysis. The transcript is spliced from 30 exons.
AGAUUGUUGUAGGUUUUGUUUGGUAAUAAAAAAGCUACUUACUACUAUGCUUUAUGGGCCUAGGAGAUUUCCAAGCUGUCUGAUAUAAUUUAAAGCUUAAAACAGUCUGAAACAGUAUGAUCUGCCUGAUGUACAGGGCUAGACAACAAAGAUGAAGUAUCUUGGAGUAUGAUUAUCGGGCAUUUGUUACGCAGAACUAGAGUUAUAGCACAGGUCAUUAGUAAGGGAAUAACUUCCAAAAAAGUAGAAGGCAUAAGAAUAUCCAAAUAUCAAAGACUGUUCUACUCCAGAGAAAUGGCAAGUCCAUGUACCACAGACAUUGUGAAAUCUCUGAAUGACAAGAGGGAGUACAGAUUGUUAUUCCUGGAGAAUGGUUUACGAGCAUUAUUGAUUUCUGACCUUGAUGGUGAGGACCAGUCUAGUGUUGACGAUGGGAACCAAUCAGAAUCAGACGAUGAGUCAGCAGGGUCAGAUAAUUCUGAAGAUGAGGGGAGUGAUAUGGAAGUGGAUGACAUGUCUGAUUCAGAAAAUGAUCUUGGCCAAGAAAAAAAGUCGGCAGCUGCUCUGUGCAUUGGUGUGGGGAGUUUCUCUGACCCAGACAAUAUCCCUGGAUUUGCUCACUUUCUUGAGCACAUGGUAUUUAUGGGAAGUGAAAAGUACCCAGAGGAGAAUGCCCUUGAUGAUUAUCUCUCAAAACAUGGUGGUUAUACAAAUGCUUGGACUGAUCAUGAAAGGACAUGCUUCUAUUUUGAAGUAGAGCAGGACGCCUUUCGUAAAUCUUUGGACAAGUUUGCUCACUUCUUUGUUGGACCAUUAUUGCUGCAAGAUAGUGUUGAUAGAGAGAUAGAAGCUGUCGACAGCGAAUUUCAAGAAACAGUUUCUAGUGAUAGUGACAGACUUCACCACAUCUUGAUAGCUACAGCUAAACAUGGAAACCCUAUGUCCAAGUUUCUGCUAGGAAACUUGAAAAGUUUGAAGACUACGCCAGCUGAGAAAGGCAUUGAUGUAUACGGGCAGCUUAGAGACUUCUUCAACAAAUAUUACACAGCUCAGUAUAUGACUCUUGCUGUACAUUCAAAACACAGUCUUGACACACUUGAAGCCUGGGUCAGAGAGAGUUUUAGUGGUAUACAUAACAAUAAGGAGGCCCCAGUUUCUUUUACCAAGUUCAAGGACCCAUUUGAUACUGAUGGUUUUAGAAAAUUAUUUAAAGGUAGUAUUCAUGCUGAAAGUUUAUAUUAUUCAAGGACAAAGCCUAUAGAGUAUAUUUCAAAUCUGCUGAACUAUGAAGGCGAAGGAAGUAUCUAUUCUUAUCUUAAAAAAAGAAUGUGGGCAGUGGAGUUGCUGGGAGGGAAUACCGGAGAAGGAUAUGAUAUGAACCAGAUUUGGACCGGACUGGACAUCUGUAUCACCCUAACUGACGAGGGUCUUAAACAUUGGAGUGAGGUUGUUAAAGUUAUAUUUCAAUACCUGGACCUGAUGCAACGAGAAGGACCGCAGGAGAGUUUCUAUAAUGAACUAAAAGUUAUUGAAGAAACAAAGUUUAGGUGGAAAGAGAAGGGAGAUCCAGCUGAAUAUGUAGAAAAGGUUUCUGACAAUAUGCAGUUGUACCCUUCAGAAGAUUAUCUUACAGGACAUAAAUUCUUGUACAAGUUUGAUGAAAAGGUUAUAAACAAUUGUAUGGAACAUCUAAGGGCAGACAACUGUAAUGUUAUGUUAACCUCUACAAACUUCACAGAGAGUGAUUGCCCCUUGAAAGAACAUUGGUUUGGCACUCAUUAUUCUGUUGAAGACAUUCCUAAAGAACAACUACAAUCUUGGACUGAUUUUGAGCAGAAUUGUGAGCUGUUUUUACCAAAGGAGAACCAUUUUAUUGCAACAGAUUUUACAUUGAAAGACCUCCCAGCAGAAGAUUUAAAGCCAGUGCCCAUGAUGGUGUCAUCAUCUAGUCAACAUAAAUUGUUCUUUAAGAAAGACACAAAGUUUAAUGUACCAAAAGGAUACAUUUAUAUGCAUUUGAAAAGCCCUGUUGUCUGUGAUAAUCUGAAGAGCUCAGCUUUGUUUGAUUUAUUUAUUGCAAUACUGAAUCAGAAUAUUUCUGAGCCAACAUACCCUGCUGUGGUAGCUGGAUACAAGAUUGGAUGUAUGUGUGAUCCAGUUCAGACAGGUAUGGUGGUAGAAGUGGAUGGCUUUAAUCAUAAGAUACAGGAAGUACUACUGCUGACCUUUGACCUGAUUAAAAAUUUCUCCUGUGCAGAUGACCUGUUUCAUGCAAUGAAAGCUGAAGUAAAGAAAACCUACCAUAAUGAGAUAAUGAAACCGUCGUCUGCUGCAAGAGUUCUACGUUGGAUUGUGACAGAGAAGCGUUACUGGUCGCAUGCCGACAAAUACCGGAUAGUAGACGAGCUUACCAAACCAGAACUCAUGGAUCUGGUGAACCGGUUCCUGAAACAAAUUUUUUUAGAAUCCCUAGUUAUCGGAAACUUUACAAAACAGGAGGCUCUAAGCAUAAAUGAUGAAGUCCUGUCAAAAUUGAAAAGUCAGAAACCUGUGGACCAGAAGGUGCUAGAGAACAAUCUGAUUGCUAUUCCACAAGAGAAGCUUUACUGUCAGAUCAAGAGUUUCAACCCAGAAGAUACGAUGUCCUGUGUUCAUAAUUAUUACCAGAGUCAGCCUGGUACCCUGCUGAAGUGUUGUCUCAAUGAACUACUCUGUACACGUAUGACAGAGCCAUGUUUUAACACAUUACGUACCAAACAACAGCUGGGCUACAGUGUAAGUUGUAUUAACCAUAUGACAUGUGGUGUCAUUGCCCUGGGGAUAUGCGUGGAAUGCAAAGCUCAAAAUUUCAGUAUGCAAUAUGUGGAUGAACAGAUAGAGAAAUUCCUGCUUGAGAUGAAAGAUAUCCUGCAAAGUAUGACACAGGAAGAAUUUGAAACCUUGAUAGAAUCUGAGAUAACAUUGAAGAGGACAGAGGACACACAGCUAGAAGAGGAGACCUCUAGACAUUGGAGAGAGAUUGUCGAUCAAACCUACGUCUUUGAUCGGCUAGAAAAAGAGAUAGCUGUUUUAAAGACGCUUUCAUUGAAGACUUUACAAGACUGGUUUACAGAUGAAUAUUUGGGAGAUAAACAGAGAAAGAUUAGUUUUCAGGUGAUUGGUUGCCAAGAGAAUGUUGUUGCAAUGAAGCAUCUCAGUGACACAGAUCAUGAAAUCAAGUGUUUGAUAGACCCUGAUCAAAGUCUGUCUACUCCUAUAGAUGAUAUAAACUCGUUUAAACAGUCCUGCAAACAACUUCCACACACCAAAGUAAUUUCUUGAUAAUUGAACUGUUGUUAGAUAUUUUUAUCAAGGAAUAAAGUUUUAUCUGUUUA